UCCCGACACCGCCUCGACCUCCUCCGCGCCGUCGCUCGCCGGCAGGAUGCCCAACAUCAAGAUCUUCAGCGGCAGCUCCCACCAGGACCUCUCGCAGAAGAUCGCCGACCGCCUCGGGCUCGAGCUGGGCAAGGUCGUCACCAAGAAGUUCUCCAACCAGGAGACCUGCGUGGAAAUCGGCGAGAGCGUUCGUGGCGAGGAUGUCUACAUCGUGCAGAGCGGCUGCGGCGAAAUCAACGACAACCUGAUGGAGCUCCUGAUCAUGAUCAAUGCCUGCAAGAUUGCCUCGGCCAGCCGCGUCACGGCCGUCAUCCCCUGCUUCCCUUACGCUCGCCAGGACAAGAAGGACAAGAGCCGGGCCCCGAUCUCUGCCAAGCUGGUGGCGAAUAUGCUCUCGGUUGCUGGUGCAGACCACAUCAUCACCAUGGAUCUUCAUGCCUCUCAGAUCCAGGGCUUCUUUGAUAUCCCAGUGGACAACCUGUAUGCCGAGCCUGCUGUCCUGAAGUGGAUCAAAGAGAACAUCGUGGAGUGGAAGAACUGUACGAUAGUCUCGCCAGAUGCUGGGGGAGCCAAAAGGGUGACCUCCAUCGCCGAUCGGCUGAACGUGGACUUUGCUCUCAUCCACAAGGAGCGGAAGAAGGCGAACGAGGUGGAUCGGAUGGUACUGGUGGGUGACGUGAAGGACAGGGUGGCCAUUCUUGUAGAUGACAUGGCGGACACCUGUGGCACCAUCUGCCAUGCAGCAGACAGGCUGCUUUCAGCUGGAGCCACCAAAGUGUACGCCAUUCUCACUCACGGGAUCUUCUCCGGGCCUGCCAUUUCGCGAAUCAACACCGCCUGCUUUGAGGCCGUCGUCGUCACAAACACAAUCCCCCAGGAGGACAAGAUGAAACACUGCCCUAAAAUCCAGGUGAUCGACAUCUCCAUGAUCCUGGCCGAGGCCAUCAGGAGGACUCACAACGGGGAAUCCGUUUCUUACCUGUUCAGCCACGUCCCUUUAUAACAGUUGAUGCUGCUGCUCAUGUGGCUUUCUGGAAAAAAAACCCAAACAAACCAAAAUUUGUUUUAAGGUUCAGUAGAAGAUGUUGCUUGUUUGACUGCAGCUCUCCUCCAUUCUGCCUCUGCGCUUCCCAGAGCUUGGGAAGGGGAGGGUCACAUUUCAAAGUGCCCAGGCUGCCAUCCACAGGCUUUUCAGUAGUUUAGGCUUCUCGUGAAAUUGAUAUAAACCAUUUCCGAUCAGGGAAUAGAACUGACGCUGCAAAUUGCCACACGUUAGAGGGCGGGGCGGGGGGGGGGGUAAGAAUUUGUUUUUCCUUUUUGCAUGCAAAAGUUCUGGAUUGCAUUGUGUCGGUAGGUUAGUAGUCAGCACUUGGCAGAAAACUCCUGGAUGUGGGAUGAAGCCGUGGGGUGGGGUGUAGGCUGAGCCUGCCCAUCACAAGACACCGCCUUGCCUGGGUCCUGCUUAACCUGACCUCCCUGCCCAUUUCUCGGCCUCCAAGUCCAAUCCCCUUCAGGUGGGCUUAAGGGUGUCCUCUCCACCCUUUCCCUACAAACUUUAAGAUGUUUUCUAUUUAGGGCUUUGAUUAUAGUAGGUUUUUCUUCCCCAGACCAGCUUCUGUUCUUUUACCCAGAGGUGUUUGUGAACCAUCAGAUACCUUGGGAAGGACACACAUCAUGCGCUUAACUUCUUUUCGUAGUGAGACAGCCCCCAUGGAUUUGCUUAUUUAUUGGUGCUUUUAGGGUUAGCCCUCGUUUAUUGCCCACUCGACGCUCCCACAAACAGGGCUGGAGAGAGCUCUGGGCUUCGUUGGCAGAGCAAAAGAGGGUUGGACCCAGAACCACUGCUACAUCCAUCAGUCUUGCAGAGGGGGGUGGGGGAGCUCAGAGGCUGCACCUAUAACAUCCUGGCUUUACAGACAAUCUGCUCUAAUUUAGACAGGAGCUGGUUUAAGGAAGCCACGUGUCCCUAGCCCACAGGUCUUGAGGAAGAUAGAACUAGAGGGCUGUGUAAAAUGUAGCUGUGGGCUGGUCCUUCCUAAAUGCUGUCUCCGUUGCUUUUCGAAUGAACUGCCCCCUUCUUGAAUUGAUCCCCUGACAAAUCAAUUUCGCCUUUGUGAGCGUUUGUGGCUUUUUGUUUUGUGUCUGGCACACUUGUGUGUGUCUGCGUGUGUUUGCUUCUUUGAUUUUGGUCCUUCAUGCUGCCUCACUCCAGCUCCUUCCUCUGCUCCAUCCUGGGCUGAAUCAGACAGAGGAGAAGUUAGGAGCAACAGAAGGGUUCUCCAGCGUUUGUGUUAUUCAAGACCUCAAUGAAGGAGGAAUUAAAGUUUUAUUUAAAAACAAAGAA
This is a messenger RNA of Elgaria multicarinata webbii, 2344 nucleotides long. It is a transcript of the gene PRPS1, whose product is annotated as phosphoribosyl pyrophosphate synthetase 1. The record is from RefSeq and is a predicted model, not a curated record. Gene Ontology annotation, cellular component: ribose phosphate diphosphokinase complex; cytoplasm. Gene Ontology annotation, molecular function: magnesium ion binding; ribose phosphate diphosphokinase activity; ATP binding. Bases 47 to 1003 code for a protein of 318 amino acids. Lineage: Eukaryota; Metazoa; Chordata; Lepidosauria; Squamata; Anguidae. Gene Ontology annotation, biological process: 5-phosphoribose 1-diphosphate biosynthetic process; purine nucleotide biosynthetic process; ribonucleoside monophosphate biosynthetic process. The transcript has 7 exons.